Gasterosteus aculeatus aculeatus (three-spined stickleback) is the source of this 2551-nucleotide messenger RNA. NCBI's taxonomy places the organism in Eukaryota, Metazoa, Chordata, Actinopteri, Perciformes, Gasterosteidae. The record is from RefSeq and is a predicted model, not a curated record.
UCCUCCCCUUUUCUACCUCCCCCUCAGCCCUCUCUUCCUCCUUCUUCUCCAGGAGCAGCUUACGGUCACAUUGAAGAAUGGAGAAGAAGAGCGAGGAGUUGUUGGCUUUCUCUGUGAGGGUCUUCACUCUGCAGGAGGAGGAGGAGGAACGCAUGGAGACACCAGGGGAGGAGGUGCAGGUCCAGGAGGAGGUGCAGGUCCAGGAGGAAAUGAGCACACAGCCGAUGCUCACUGUGUGCAGAGAGGGAGGAGCAGAGCAAGAGCUCACCCUGCUCCUCAGCCCGGGAGAACAAGCUCAGCAGCUCACCGUGCAGGAUGUCAACAGAGCGUCAGUCUUCCGGUUCACUGUAUCCAAGGAGAUGGAGUGCUGCCAGGUCGGAGGACAGUCUUUCCUGGUCACCGUCGGCAACCAGAGUCUCCUGCUGCAGUUCAAAACUACAACUGAUAUGAAGAGCUUCAAGCGGUUGUUGAAGAGAAGCGAUGAUGAUGAGGCGGGGAAAGGUUGCACAGAAGGAGAUCAGGGAGGACACAAGGAUGCAGAGGGAUGCCAAACAAGAGUCCCGAGGACUGAGGAUGGCCCUGCACAGGGAUACCAGUUCCACAGCUGUCUGUCCCAGCACCAGAACCUGCUGCAGGACUCUCCCAGGAUCACCACGUACCAGAGAUGCAUGCUGCUCAAUGAGGGGGACUUCAGAGACAAGGUGGUUCUGGAUGUGAGUUGUGGUUCCGGUAUUCUGUCUUUCUUUGCAGUCCAGGCGGGAGCCACCAGAGUGUACGCUGUUGAGUCCAACCCCAUGGCCAAGUAUACAAAGAUCCUGGUCCAGAAUAACUGUCUGACUGAGCAGAUCCGGGUCCUAGAGGGGAGGCUGGAGGAGGUUAGCUGUCCCGAGAUGGUGGACAUCAUUGUCUCUGAGCCUAUGGGGUACAUGCUGCUCAAUCUGAAGCUCAUGGAGAGCUUCUUGCAUGCCAGGAAAUGGCUCAAACCCAAUGGUCUGAUGUUUCCCUCCUAUGGUGAUAUUCAUCUGGCUCCCUUCAGUGAUGAGCAUCUUUAUUUCGAACACUGCGGACGAGCUAGUUUCUGGCAGCAGAGGAGCUUCUACGGAGUGAACCUGAGUGCUCUUCACAGCGCGACAAUGGACGAGUUCUUCAGGCAGCCAAUUGUGGACACCUUUGAUGUUCCAAUCCUGAUGGCCAGGUCCGUCAGGCACUGCAUCAACUUCAUGGAGGCUAAAGAAGAAGAUUUACAAAGAGUGGAGAUUCCCUUCGUGUUUACUCUGAUGCAGUCUGGCCUGGUCCACGGACUCGCCUUCUGGUUUGAUGUGGCCUAUGCAGGAUCCAAGUCCACGGUGUGGCUCUCCACAGCCCCCACAGAGCCUCUGACACGCUGGUAUCAGGUCAGAUGUUUGCUUCAGACACCACUCUUCGCCAAGCUGGGACAAACCCUGUCCGGGAGGGUCCUGCUGGUCGCCAACAACAGGCAGAGCUAUGACAUCAACAUCACCGCCAUAGUGGACCAAUCAGGCUUCAGAUCCGGAAACGUCCUGGACCUCAGCAACCCUUUCUUCAGAUCUUGGCCCAACACUCACGGUACUCAUCAGCUCUGGGUCGCUGUAUAAAACAGGUGGGUCCAUUCAGGGCGAGCUCCUCUGUACCCAGGAAACCCAUUUCACUUGUCAAUGAGCAGGUGAUCUGUGUGCAGGGCACCGUUCUGGUAGAGAGCCAGCGAGAAGAAGGCCUCUGUCCUUCAGCAGAACAUAGGUGAACUUCGAGCUGAGUCAUGGGGAAACCAAGAUACGUCCACGUCUGUGAAUGAUCCAAACAUGCACAGCGUCCAUCCUGCAGAUACGCAGAACAGGUUCAUGAAAAGUCCACUAGAGGGCAGCAAAGGGUGGGACGUCAUCUUCAAAAACAACAUCUACCAUGAAACAUUCCCCACAGCUACAAAUGGGGUAGAUGUGGAUUUAAGCACAGCGUAGUGUGGAAAACGCUAUUCCAUGUUUUAUUGUUUUUUACAGACGCACUUUUUAUUUUUCGAGUGUACCCAAACGCAUCGUGGACCUACUCCACCACGUCACUAGGGUUAGCGCAUUCGUGUCACCGCGGAUCAAACGGAGAGACGCGAGUAGCGCGAGCCAGAAUAAAAUGACGCUGGCUUGAUGAAGACGUAAACAUGUUGUAAGUCUCUUCAUUGAUCCACAGGUGGUUAUAUUUCUGAAACGACGUUACUGUGUUUUGAAAUGACGUGUGUAUGUUAGUUUGUAGUGAAUUUGUCUGUAACUGCCGUCAUUCAGAGGCUAGUUAGCCGCUAAGUUACAUGUAGUUAAACCGUGAUGUGUAAUGUCGUGUAAUGUCAAGCAGUGAUGUUGUUGCCAGAGUUACUUGUUUCCAGUUUAUUUAAAAUGCGACAGCUUUCAGUGUUUAAGGAGUUUCACCAUGAAAUGCUGUUUAGCAUUAUGUCUAUUUCUGCGCAACCGUUGCACCACUGCCCGCCAUUUUGUGUGAGAGAUGGCGCUAGCGAGAAUAAAAUGACGAUGGCUCGAUGAAGACUUAA